AAAACACGGAAGCAGUUGUGUCUGUGGAGCUGUCAGCUGGCUCAAUGAGGAGAAACUUGUCGUUUUGUGGAUUUAAUGAGCUGUUCCUGUUAUAUUUGACAGUUUGAGAGGUCAAAAAGUGUUCUUCUGUCAUCGCAGGAAGCCCAGUCGGGCUGCAGGCGGCUGCCGAGGAUGGCGAAGGUGUUUCGCUGUCAGGCUCGUCAUGGCUACGCUGUGGAAGUGUCUCCGUUCAUCCCCAACCGAGUGGCCUGCGCUACCUCUCAGUACUAUGGCAUAGCUGGAUGUGGCACCCUCCUGGUCCUAGAUGAGACGGAGACAGGAGUUGUUCUUGUGAGAAGCUGGGAGUGGAGUGACGGUCUCUUCGACAUAUCCUGGAGCGAAACCAACGAGCAUGUCCUGGUCACCGGGGCCGGGGAUGGCAGCCUGCAGCUGUGGGACACAGCCAAUCACGACGCUCCGCUGAGAGUGGCCAAAGAACACACACAGGAGGUGUAUUCUGUGGACUGGAGUCAGACGCGAGGAGAGAACCUCAUCGUCUCUGGAUCGUGGGAUCAAACCGCCAAAGUGUGGGACCCCGCUCUCAACCGGUCGCUGACCACGCUCAGGGGUCACGAUGGGGUCAUCUACAGCACCAUUUGGUCGCCUCACAUCCCGGGGUGCUUUGCUUCAGCCUCAGGUGACGGGACGCUCAGAGUUUGGGAUGUGAAGAGCGCCGCAUGUCGACUGGCCAUCCCAGCGCACAAGGCUGAGAUCCUUAGCUGUGAUUGGUGCAAAUAUGACCAGAAUAUUGUGGCCACGGGCUCAGUCGACUGCAGUGUGUGUGUGUGGGAUCUGAGGAACGUCCGGCAGCCUGUCAGUCGGCUGCAGGGCCACACCUACGCCAUCCGCCGAGUCAAGUUUUCUCCGUUCAGCAAGACCUUGUUGGCGUCCUGCUCGUACGACUUCACUGUCAGGUUCUGGGAUUAUAGCGGUAACCAGCCUCUGGACACUGUGGAACACCACUCAGAGUUUGUCUGUGGGCUGGACUUCAAUCUGCACAUCCCAAAUAAGGUGGUGGACUGUUCCUGGGAUGAGACAGUGAAGAUCUACACGCCCGCCUGUCUGUCGGCUGGAACACACGGGACAGCGCCGUAGAACACACACACACACACACACACACACACACACACACACACACACACACACACACACACACACACACACAGCCACUUUUUCUGCCCGUCUGUUCGUGGAUAUAUUUAUUUCAUGAACAAUAAUAUGAACAAACACAUAUGUGCUUUAAAAAACAACAACAUUAAUCAGAAACUUGUACGUCGUACUGAUGCGUUCCAGGAUGAACCAGGUUUAAAUUUAGGGAAUCUGACGCAUAGUUAUCAUUUCACCACUUCCUGGUUGAUCAGCGUCUGAAAAUAAGGAAAUGUAAAGUGAAAAAUGUGGAGGGACGUGUGGCCAUAUUUCAAGGCAAAACAGCAUAUUUAAUAGCUGAUUAGCUAACAUCAGACAACAGCUAACAUGAGCAUCCAACCACUUCCUAGCUAACGCUGCAGUUAAAUAGUUUUAUUUCUUAAAUAUCACUGCUCAUCUUCAACACAUUUUUAAAGGCCUGAACUAAAACACUGGAUGCUAUAAAACCGUAAUGUUAGCUAGGAAGUGGUUGAAUGCUAACGUUAGCUAACAGGCUUGUUUUGCCUUGAAGUAUAGCUCAAUGUCCCUCCAGAUUUUCACUACACAAACAAAAUGUUUCUUAAAUGUUAUUACAGAAAUGUUCCAUAUCAUGUCUUUGAUUAUCGAGUGGGUUCAUGCUUACAAGUGUUGAAGCGGCGUCUCGAACAGCGGUCCCCGGCUCGGACGCCAUCUCACCUGGCUGUGACUCCACCUCCUGACAUCAGAGUCAGCUCGUGAAAACGUCAUGUGAACGUGAUGCUACAUGUAUCGUAGAAACGCUGACACGUAUGAAACGCUGAAACACGAAAAUGCCUUUAUUUUAUCCUGCUGAGUUUUCAUCGAGCCUCAUCGUAUUUUCGUAUAUUUAAGUUUUUGAUGAUGUGCCAAGGCAUCUAAAAUAGAUUCAGUCCUCAAUUUGGAAACAACUGUCUCUGUCCUCAAAAUGUAAAAGAUAAAAUAUGUUUUUUUUUUUCCCAAUUUUUUUGUUUGAAGAAAGCAUGAGUUUUUAAAUUUUAAUUUAAUUUAAUUUGAUGAAGUACAGUUCGGUAAUCUUGUUGUCUGAGUAUGUGAUGACAUUUUAUGAGCAUCGUACAUGUUUCAGUCUUGAUUAAUACGCCGUGUUGACUUUAAUUCCAUAACAUCCAUGUCAUUAUCUGCUCCGUCUUUGUCUCAGUGAUUUUCUGUUAAUGUGGAGAUAAAAAAAAAUGUCAACUGUGACUAAUUUCACCGCUGAAUUGGCAUCAGCGUGGAUGAUCUGUGUGUGCAGUGCCUUCAAUAAAGAUGCAAAUACCAUCGAGA
This is a messenger RNA of Acanthopagrus latus (yellowfin seabream), 2463 nucleotides long. RefSeq names its product peroxisomal biogenesis factor 7 (gene pex7). Gene Ontology annotation, cellular component: peroxisomal matrix; cytosol. NCBI's taxonomy places the organism in Eukaryota, Metazoa, Chordata, Actinopteri, Spariformes, Sparidae. Gene Ontology annotation, biological process: protein import into peroxisome matrix. The record is from RefSeq and is a predicted model, not a curated record. Gene Ontology annotation, molecular function: protein binding. Bases 172 to 1134 code for a protein of 320 amino acids. The transcript is spliced from 11 exons.